AGCAAGCAAGUGCUCACUCGCUCAUCUUCUUCUUCUUCUUCUUCUUCUUCUUCCCCUGGGCAUUAGCUGAAGAUCGAUGAGCCGCGGCGCCCAGAUGAAGAGCUUUGUCAGGGUCCUGAUCCUCGUGCAGGUGGCCGCCGCCCUGCUGGCCGGCGGCCCCGUCGCCGCCGAGCUGAGCAUGGGCUACUACGGCAUGACCUGCCCGUUCGCCGAGUACAUCGUCCGCAACGUCGUCAGCGAGGCCCUGGCGAAGGACCCCACCCUCGCCGCCGGCCUCCUCCGGCUGCACUUCCACGACUGCUUCGUGCAGGGCUGCGACGCGUCGGUGCUGCUGGACUCGACGGACGGCAACACGGCGGAGAAGGACGCGCCGGCGAACCUGAGCCUGCGCGGCUUCGAGGUGAUGGACGCCGUCAAGGAGGCCCUGGAGGCGUGGUGCCCCGGCGUGGUCUCCUGCGCCGACGCCCUGGCGCUGGCCGCCCGCGACGCCGUGUUCAUGGCGCGCGGGCCCUACUACGGCGUGCCCCUCGGCCGCCGCGACGGCACCCGCUCCGUCGCCUCCGACACCUUCCUGGCGCUCCCGCCGCCGCUCAAGAACCUGACGCUCCUCAUCCAGAUCUUCGACAACGUCGGGCUCGACGUCCACGACUUGGUGGCGCUGUCCGGCGGCCACACGCUGGGUGUCGCGCACUGCGCCAGCUUCAAGGACCGGCUGCAGGCGGAUGCGGAGACGCUGGACUCGUCGCUGGCCAAGUCGCUGGGCUCCGCCUGCGGGGGCGGCGACUCGGGGACGACGGCGCCGUUCGACCGGACGAGCACACGCUUCGACGGCGUGUACUACAAGGAGCUGACCUCGCGGCGGGGGCUCCUGAGCUCGGACCAGACGCUGUUCGAGUCGCCGGAGACCAAGGAGAUCGUGAGCAUGUUCGCCAUGUACCCGGACUACUUCUUCUAUUCGUUCCAGCAGGGGAUGUACAAGAUGGGGCAGAUCAACCUCAAGGAAGGCGACGAGGGCGAGAUCAGGAAGACAUGCAGGGUCAUCAACGACUCCUCCUAAUAAUCGAUCCCAAGUACUCUACUUUACAUACUACAUGCAGGCAGCUCGUCUAUACUGUCGGACGAUCUGUUUGCAUUGUCAACAAUCAAGUGUGUUGUGUGUGAAAUCAUCGUGUGCUUAUAGACAGUAAGUAGGUGCAUGGCUUGUGUAAAAGUAAAACAAGCAGGCAUGGCACUGGUGUGCCCAGCAUGCAUCAAGGUAGAAGCUAAGGAAGCUGAAAGCAAAUAAUGGGGUGGUGGUGUAAUAAUAUAUAAAUUUAUGUAUUGUGAAAAAUAAUAUAACUGGAUAAUCAAGGAUUUGCAAAAA
This is a messenger RNA of Panicum virgatum (switchgrass), 1363 nucleotides long. RefSeq names its product peroxidase 47-like. Gene Ontology annotation, biological process: hydrogen peroxide catabolic process; response to oxidative stress. The transcript has a single exon. The record is from RefSeq and is a predicted model, not a curated record. Gene Ontology annotation, molecular function: peroxidase activity; heme binding. NCBI's taxonomy places the organism in Eukaryota, Viridiplantae, Streptophyta, Magnoliopsida, Poales, Poaceae. Bases 77 to 1057 code for a protein of 326 amino acids.